This is a messenger RNA of Sclerotinia trifoliorum, 667 nucleotides long. The record is from the annotation of a GenBank genome assembly. NCBI's taxonomy places the organism in Eukaryota, Fungi, Ascomycota, Leotiomycetes, Helotiales, Sclerotiniaceae.
AUGUUGUUUUUAAGGCAGGAGGAAGAUGAGGAUAGUGUAGCAGGCGGGAGGAAUCAAAUUGAGAACAGGGAAGACGGAAGAGGGGAAGAUUCGGAAGAUUCAGAGUACGAAGACUGGGGCGAUGAAGAUUAUACAACCAACGAAGGAGAUCAAUAUCCGCUUGUUGGUGUUGGUGUCCCUUUAGAUGUACUCCAUAAUUUGAGCAUGACACAACAUGAGUUGGGGAAUGAAGAGUUGGAGCUAGAUGACAGGACUGUAUUGGUAUUAUAAAGGUUUCGGGGAAAAAAAAGUCCAAAGACGCUGGCAUGCUUCUCGCACAAAGUUCUGAAAAGCCAAGGAAUUACGACGCACUUUUGGGCCGACUGAAUGCAGAUCGUGAUAGUCCACCUCCAAUCAGAGAAGUGUACAACUUAUAUAUCUCUACCGUCAGAAAGAAGAAUCAAUAUGUAUUCAUUGCAAGGGACGGGACUUGCUGUUGAAGGAACCGGUUCAACCAGAACUAUUUUUGCCCGAUUGCGCCGUGAUUACUAGGCAAGAGUUCACGAUAUUGGGCGAUCAUGGUGGCUUAAAGGAUUUAGUAGGUCCCCAGCCAGAUUAUACUGAGGGAUCUCUUAACCGUCGAGAUGUCCUAAAAGGGUUAUAUGAUGAUGUGGAUGGAGCUGCCUAG